Malassezia japonica is the source of this 1179-nucleotide messenger RNA. It is a transcript of the gene SSN3, whose product is annotated as [pyruvate dehydrogenase (acetyl-transferring)] kinase. NCBI's taxonomy places the organism in Eukaryota, Fungi, Basidiomycota, Malasseziomycetes, Malasseziales, Malasseziaceae. Gene Ontology annotation, biological process: protein phosphorylation. The record is from RefSeq and is a predicted model, not a curated record. The transcript has 4 exons. Gene Ontology annotation, cellular component: mediator complex; nucleus. The coding region runs from base 1 to 1179 and encodes 392 amino acids. Gene Ontology annotation, molecular function: ATP binding; cyclin-dependent protein serine/threonine kinase activity.
AUGGCGGAGCGAGGCGCGGUGUCCGCCGCCGAGGUCAUGCGCGCCUACCGGCAGGCGCGCGACGCGCAGCGGCGGCCGGUCUUGUCGCGCUACCGGGUGAUUGGAUUCUUGAAUUCCGGGACGUACGGCCGGGUGUACAAAGCGCAAGAGAUCCUGCCCCCCGGCGCCUUUGCACGCGAGCCGGGCGUGUAUGCGAUCAAAAAGUUCAAGCCCGACCGCGAAGGGAGCACGACGACCUUCACCGGGAUCAGCCAGAGUGCCGUGCGCGAGAUUGCGCUGAAUCGUGAGCUGCGCCACGAGAAUGUCGUGUGGCUGCGCGAGGUGAUGCUCGAGGAGAAUGCCAUCUUUUUGGUGUACGAGUUUGUCGAGCACGACUUUCUGCAGAUCAUUCACCACCACCUCACAGUGCUGCGCACGCCGGUGAGCGGCGCAAUGAUCAAGUCGCUUCUGUGGCAGGUGCUCAAUGGCGUGCAGUAUCUGCACGAGAAUUGGAUCAUGCACCGUGAUCUGAAGCCGGCCAACAUCCUGAUUACCGCGCGCGGCGUUGUCAAGAUCGGCGACCUGGGCCUUGCGCGCGUGUACGCUGACCCGAUGGUGUCGCUGUACGCGAGCGACAUGGUGGUCGUCACGAUCUGGUACCGAGCGCCCGAGCUGCUGCUCGGCGCACGGCACUAUACGCCGGCGGUCGAUCUAUGGGCUGUCGGGUGCAUCUGGGGCGAGCUCAUCGCACUGCGGCCCAUGUUUAAAGGCGAAGAGAUUCGCAUGGGCCCCAAGGUCAAGACGGUGCCGCUACAGACGAACCAGCUCGGAAAGAUUGUCGACAUCCUCGGCACGCCGACCAAGGAGCGGUGGCCGACGAUGGACUCCCUGCCCGACUAUGGCGCUUGGAGCGCGCUGCGCCGUGGCGACGCCCUCCCGCGCACACUCUACCAGUGGUACACGAACCGUGCGGGCACCUCGGCGGGCUUUGACCUGCUCGAUCGGCUCCUGCAAUACGAUCCUGCGCGGCGCGUCACGGCCGCCGAGGCGCUCCGCCACCCCUGGUUCUCCGAGGAACCGCUGCCGACGGCAAACGCAUUCGCUUUUCUGCCGAACGGCACGUCGCCCUACCCCCCCGGCAAGGUCGUCCUUAGCGACACGCACCCGAUUGUUUCGCGCGCGCGGCGCGCACCUGGCUGA